Seriola aureovittata is the source of this 4010-nucleotide messenger RNA. RefSeq names its product aconitase 1, soluble (gene aco1). The record is from RefSeq and is a predicted model, not a curated record. Gene Ontology annotation, molecular function: iron-responsive element binding; aconitate hydratase activity; 3 iron, 4 sulfur cluster binding. The coding region runs from base 147 to 2831 and encodes 894 amino acids. NCBI's taxonomy places the organism in Eukaryota, Metazoa, Chordata, Actinopteri, Carangiformes, Carangidae. The transcript has 21 exons. Gene Ontology annotation, cellular component: cytosol; mitochondrion. Gene Ontology annotation, biological process: citrate metabolic process; tricarboxylic acid cycle.
GAAGAAGAAGAUGGUUGUAAUUUGCCAUUGAAGAAGAAGAAGAAGAAAAAGAAGAAGAAGAAGAAGAAGAAGAAGUCGGUAAUACACUGUCGUACUCUGUAAUAUCUCCGGUGCUACACACACAAAUUUGUACUGAGACAUAGAGGAUGUCCAAUACUGAGAAUAAUCCUUUUCAACAUAUAGUUGAGCCUCUGGACCCCACGGACCCGGAGCAGCAGUUUUACAAUCUUUCCAAACUUGGAGACACUCGAUAUGACCGCCUACCGUUCUCCAUCCGGGUCCUCCUGGAGUCUGCAGUCCGGAACUGUGAUGAGUUCCUGGUGAAGCGCUCAGAUGUGGAAAGUAUCCUCAACUGGAAGCAGACCCAGACUCAGACUGUGGAGGUACCAUUCAGACCGGCCCGAGUCAUCCUCCAGGAUUUCACUGGUGUCCCUGCUGUGGUGGACUUUGCUGCCAUGCGUGAUGCAGUGAUGAAACUAGGUGGUGACCCAGAGAAGAUUAAUCCAGUUUGCCCUGCUGACCUCGUCAUCGAUCAUUCAAUCCAAGUGGACUUUAAUAGAAAGUCUGACAGCCUCCAGAAAAACCAGGAUUUGGAGUUUGACCGCAACAAAGAAAGGUUUCAGUUCUUAAAGUGGGGUUCGAAAGCCUUCAGGAACAUGCGAAUCAUUCCUCCUGGUUCAGGGAUCGUUCACCAAGUCAACCUGGAGUACCUGGCCCGAGUGGUGUUUAACCAAGAUGGCUACUUCUACCCCGACAGCCUGGUGGGCACAGACUCCCACACAACCAUGAUUGAUGGACUGGGUGUCCUUGGCUGGGGUGUGGGUGGAAUUGAGGCAGAGGCCGUGAUGCUGGGUCAGCCAAUAAGCAUGGUCCUGCCUGAGGUGGUGGGAUACAAGCUGCAUGGGAACCCAGACAAACUCAUCACCUCCACUGACAUCGUCCUCACUGUUACCAAACACCUCCGUCAGGUGGGUGUAGUGGGGAAGUUUGUGGAGUUUUUCGGCACGGGUGUGGCUCAGUUGUCUAUCGCUGACAGAGCUACCAUCGCCAACAUGUGUCCGGAGUACGGAGCCACAGCAGCUUUCUUCCCUGUGGACGACGUCAGCAUUCAGUACCUCGAGCAGACAGGGCGAGAAGCAGAGAAGCUGGCUUACAUUACAAAGUACUUGAAGGCAGUUGGCAUGUUCAGAGACUACAAUAACAUCUCUCAGGAUCCAGAUUUUACUCAGGUCGUGGAGUUGGACCUGAGUACAGUGGUUCCGUGCUGCAGUGGUCCCAAAAGACCUCAGGACAGAAUUGCUGUUUCUGACAUGAAAAAAGACUUUGAAACAUGCCUGGGAGCAAAGCAAGGUUUCAAGGGUUUCCAAGUGCCCCCAGAGCGUCACAGCACGGUGGUCCCCUUCCAGUUCAAUGGAAAAGAGUACACACUGAGCCACGGUUCAGUGGUCAUUGCUGCUAUCACCAGCUGCACCAACACAAGCAACCCAUCUGUCAUGCUUGGAGCAGGACUCCUCGCUAAGAAGGCAAUAGAGCUUGGCGUGAGUGUGAAGCCGUACAUAAAGACCAGCCUGUCACCCGGCAGUGGAGUGGUCACGUACUAUCUAAAGGAGAGCGGCGUUAUGGACUACCUCUCCAAGCUAGGGUUUGAGGUUGUUGGCUAUGGUUGCAUGACGUGUAUCGGCAACAGUGGGCCGCUCCCAGAGCCGGUGGUGGAGGCCAUUACAAAGGGAGAUGUGGUUGCUGCAGGGGUGUUGUCAGGAAACAGAAACUUUGAAGGGCGAGUCCACCCCAACACCAGAGCCAACUACCUGGCUUCUCCACCCCUAGUCAUCGCCUAUGCUAUAGCAGGCACCAUGAUGAUAGACUUUGAGAAUGAGCCCAUUGCCAUUAACUCUGAAGGCAAAGAGAUCUUCCUGAGGGACAUCUGGCCCACACGAGAGGAAAUCCAGGCUGUGGAGAGAAAGUUUGUCAUUCCAACAAUGUUCAAAGAAGUCUAUGAGAAGAUUGAGAAAGUGAAUGAACGCUGGAACGCUCUGGUUGCUCCGUCGGACAAGCUUUAUACCUGGGAUCCCAAAUCCACGUACAUCAAGUCGCCACCGUUCUUCGAUGGUUUGACCAUGAAGCUGCAGCCUCCUAAGUCCAUAACUGACGCCUACGUGCUGCUGAACUUUGGAGACUCGGUCACCACAGACCACAUUUCUCCUGCAGGGAACAUCGCCAGGAACAGCCCCGCGGCACGCUACCUCACCAACAGAGGUUUGAACCCUCGAGACUACAACUCAUACGGCUCUCGCCGAGGUAACGACGCUGUGAUGGCCAGAGGGACGUUCGCAAACAUCCGUCUCUUUAACAAGUUCCUCAACAAGCAGGCGCCGCAGACCAUCCACCUGCCGAGCGGAGAGACGCUGGACGUGUUUGAUGCUGCAGAGAGGUACCAGCAGUCUGGAGUCCCUCUGCUGGUCCUGGCAGGGAAGGAGUACGGCUCCGGGAGCUCCAGAGACUGGGCAGCAAAAGGACCUUUCCUGCUGGGAAUUAAGGCGGUUCUAGCAGAGAGCUAUGAGCGGAUCCACCGCAGUAACCUGGUCGGGAUGGGAGUGAUUCCUCUGGAGUAUCUCUCAGGGGACACGGCUGGCAGUCUGGGGCUGACCGGCACAGAGCGCUACACCAUCAUCAUCCCCAAGCAGCUCACACCCAGGAUGACUGUGGAUGUGAAGCUCGACACGGGGAAAACAUUCCAAGUGCGAAUGAGAUUUGACACUGACGUGGAGCUGGCGUAUUUCCACCACGGAGGAAUCCUCAACUACAUGAUCCGCAAGAUGUCCGAGAACUAACUCUAACAGCAACAGCACAGACAGAGAGAAACAUGUUUAAUUUGUCUAAUUAUCAGCUACAGUCCAGCAUGGAAUCAGUGUAAUGCAGUAGUUGACAGAGGAACACCGUCCAGGAUCAGUCCAGGGGUUCUCCAUGUUCGGUGCAGAAAACACAACACACACACACACACAACAUCUUCCCAUGAAUGUGAAUGGGGAAAGAAUAUUCUCAUUUUUGAGAUUGCUGCUACUCGUCAUGUUUGAAACACACAGCAGACCUGGGGUGAACAUGCACAUAGAUAUAUAAAUAUAUAUAUAUGAGAUGUGAAUAUUCAGUGAAGAUAUGCAAGAUAGGAAGAUGUUUGAUUUAAAGAUGCCACAUGAAAUAAGUCGACUUUGUUUCACCUCAUCCAGAUGUCCUCCGGUGUUUCACUCUCAUCCCAACCUGCUAUCUGUGUCUGUCUGUGUUUCCUGCUUCACUUUGUACGGUUUCAGAGACGUGAUACAUCUGGAAUCAAGGAGACGGAUUAUUCUAGUUUAUUACUGCUUGACUCUUAUUUAGUAUUUCAUCAGUUGGUACCUUAAUACUGUGUUUUUCAGCACUGUGGUCUCCAGGACUGUAGACGGAGAUGGAGAGCUGUGUUUUAUUUGUAAGUCCUUGUCUCGUUAGCGGUUAGCAUUCCCACAAGGACGCGUGUGUACGUCAUACACACACAUUCCAACCAAUAGUUUUGCACUUGUCCACUGAUCUACAGGUAUAAACAAUGUGCUAACAAAGGCAGUGAAGAAGACGCCAGGAAACAUGGACUUAAACAAUGCAGGUUUUAAAAUGGGAAGAUAAUGUUUUACAAAGACAGAGAUGUAUUCAACACAUUUGCUUGUGUUGAAACUGUUUGUGUCGUAAGAACAGAUCAAGCUUUGACAGCCACAGUUAUGAAAACAAAACCCAAGUUGUAAUAAAGCAGAAUUAUUCUUCCUGUUGGUUCUUCAGACAUUCCAGACUUAGUUGUAAAACCUGCUUUUUGUCAAUGUGUCAACUUAAUGUUAUCAGCUGCCUUAAUAACUUCACGUGUCUGAUCAUCUUGUUUGUAUUUAUCCUAAAACACUGAUCGUUGUGAUUAUGAAAACUGACUGUUGAACCUUUAGUCUGAAUGCAUUAAUCCACAGAAUCCUGAUAAAUAAAAUGACUUGUGAUUUUUA